CCCCUAUAGAUACCUCGGUACCUAGCUACCCCUGAAGGAGGGGACAACAAUAUUGUAAACUACCUUACUACUAAGGCAUUGUCUGAUGUUCGUCUCGGCUUGGCAACAACCAAACCCCGAUAACAAUGGACGACAAACAACUGAGGGAAAAAACCAGCUCUUUGUAAAUAAUCUGUUCUAACCAUAAUGUAUAAUACCCUGUCUCUCGAAAUAGGCUCACCCCAUGGACUAUAAAAGCAGGCCAGCCUUAGGCAUUGCUGGGAUUUCCACUCAGAUCAAGUCCAAAAACCUUAAUACACCUCCUUAACGUUAUAGAUACCUCCUCUCAGCAAAAAUGUUUGCCAAGCACCCCGACACAGUCAAGGACCUUCAAAUCUCUCUGAGGCUGAAGAGCUAUCGUAACGCUGAGGCGUUGGUUCAAGUUCACGACGUGAAGGAGGCGGCCCGGAUAUUCAUGAACAGGUGCCUCGGGGCGGCGGGCUCGCUGACGAAGGAACUGCCGGACUGGAAGGACGUCGACAACUACAUGCAGCACGUGCGGCUCUCGUUCGCGGUUCGGCGCGCGCAGAAGACGCUGGCGCAAGCGGUGGACGAGGAUUGCAAGGUCAAGCCGUACGACCUGAUGCCGCACACGGCGCUGUUCUGUCUGCGGAUCAUGGACUUCCUGAGGACGGCCGAGGGCGGCGCGUACGACGUCUGCUUGGACCCGCUGGUCGUCAGGCGCCGCGAGGACGUGCAGUUCGACCGAUGCAUCCGGAUCCUGCACCUGCUGGGCUUCUUCGUGAACCAGCACCGCGAGACCAAGAGGGCCCGGGAGGCGGAGAAGAUCCGCGAGGCCAUCGGCGAUAACUGGAUAUGAAGAUGAGGAUGCUUUGCUUCGGCUUCGUAUGGUGAGGUGACAUGAUGAUGGAAUGAUGCCCCGUUUCGCUAGUUACGAACGCGGUUGAGAAUCCCAUUAUGACUUGUGCCGUGUAGACUCUCCCAUCUAGUAAACAGAUAAACAGUAAUGAUAAUGAUAAUGAUAAUGUAUUACCUUUCCUUGUUUCCCUCUUGCUUUUAUUUGUAAUUUGAUGUUUCUCAUUUGUUUGUUAUUUCUUUUAGGAGGUACGUAUUCGUUGUUGCUUCACCCCUUGGUAAAGUACAUUCCCCUGGUCCGUAACCAUGGCACUUUCUGCCUUCCAUUCCACUUUGGUUGGGACAGCUCAGGUAGCUAGCAGGUGGCCUCUUGUAUUACCGUGCUUUGCGCACGUGAGAUGAAGGAGGUUCGAACAGGGUGUCCAUUGAAUCGUGUUAACGCUAGAAAGCUAGACCGGAGAUGUUAUAAGAUAUAAGGGUUAGUC
Messenger RNA from Daldinia caldariorum, 1340 nucleotides. RefSeq lists its product as uncharacterized. Lineage: Eukaryota; Fungi; Ascomycota; Sordariomycetes; Xylariales; Hypoxylaceae. The record is from RefSeq and is a predicted model, not a curated record. The coding region runs from base 335 to 859 and encodes 174 amino acids. The transcript has 2 exons.